Messenger RNA from Rotaria sp. Silwood1, 426 nucleotides. Lineage: Eukaryota; Metazoa; Rotifera; Eurotatoria; Philodinida; Philodinidae. The record is from the annotation of a GenBank genome assembly.
AUGUCUACAAUUCAGAAAGAUCUUAUCUGUGAAGGAUUUGAAAUUCAACAGAAAAUACAACAACAUAAUGAUAACGAAAAAAACAGAACACCAUCAUCAACUUUAAAACGUCAUCCUACAAAUCACAGUCAACGUAAAGAUGAUCAAUAUACAGAUGAAUAUCAGGAUGAUGACAUGGAAUUUCAACAAAUAAAUUAUAAUAGGCAAAGAAAAAAACGAAUUAAUAAGGACAAGGAUCAACGAAUUCAUGCACGAAUGAUAAUUAAUUCAACUAUUAACCAUAAUAGGAACUUACAAACAACAGCAACAAAUAAUAAUAUUAUUAAAGAUAAUUUAGUUCGAAUAUCCAAGCACGCAUUAGAUUAUGCAUCUGAAUAUCAUCAUCAACCGAUUAAAAUUGAAAGUGAUCCAAAAUUAAACGAUUAA